AUGAUAGUUCUUUUUCUUAUCUAUCUUAGAUGGGAUGAAUUAGCUCAUUCGUUUCCAGAGCGAUGUAAUAAUGACAGCUAUUGCCCUGACAACGGGUCUCGAUGUAUGCCUCUUAUUCCCGUGGAUGGUCCUUGCGAGCUACAACGUGAUGAUGAGUGUACAGGAAAAGAGGCCAUCUGUUUAAACUCGACUUGCUUUAUAAAAGGCGUACCCUUAGGAGGUAAUUGUGGCUCAGAUAGGACAGAUUAUAUAUCUUAUGAUGCAGGAGGAUUUACUAUUAAACAGACGAUUAUAAGAGAUAAUUGUACAGAAGAAACAUAUUGUGAUUACUUUGUGUGCAUAAAAUCCAAGGAGAUAGGGAGCAACUGUUGGCAAGACAGAGAGUGUCUAUCAGGCACAUGUAGUGAUGAAGGUGUUUGUAUAACUGGACCAGGUGUAUUUCAUACUAUUGCCAAUUGGUUAUGGGCCGUGGUCGGAUGCAGUGUAUGUGCAUUCGUGAUCGUGACCUUGGGCGUACUUUGGUUAUUACAUAGAUACCAAAGAAGGAUUGAACAAGAAAAGUAUGUUAAAUUCUUUGGUGACAAUGAUAAAUUUCUUAAAAAGUAUCAACUAAGUAAUUCAAGCGUAGUCUAUCUGACUACGCCAGAUUAUAAAGAAUCAGCAGUACUUAGUAACAAUUACUUGUCUUGA
Messenger RNA from Rhizopus microsporus ATCC 52813, 690 nucleotides. RefSeq lists its product as uncharacterized. Lineage: Eukaryota; Fungi; Mucoromycota; Mucoromycetes; Mucorales; Rhizopodaceae. Bases 1 to 690 code for a protein of 229 amino acids. The transcript has 3 exons. The record is from RefSeq and is a predicted model, not a curated record.